Messenger RNA from Nematolebias whitei (Rio pearlfish), 5156 nucleotides. It is a transcript of the gene col14a1b, whose product is annotated as collagen alpha-1(XIV) chain. Gene Ontology annotation, cellular component: interstitial matrix. NCBI's taxonomy places the organism in Eukaryota, Metazoa, Chordata, Actinopteri, Cyprinodontiformes, Rivulidae. The record is from RefSeq and is a predicted model, not a curated record. Gene Ontology annotation, molecular function: protein binding. The coding region runs from base 1 to 4971 and encodes 1656 amino acids. The transcript is spliced from 42 exons.
AUGCAGCUCUCAGUCAGACUGAGUGUCUCCCUGCUGGUCUUUGUUCUCCUCACUGUGCUCCCUCAUACAGCAAAAGGCCAACAACCAUCAACACCACGGAGACUUCGUGCAAAAGUUGUUGGUCCGAAAAAGCUGGACGUGGCAUGGAAUAAACCAAAGGAAGGAGUUGUUGAUGGCUACAAGGUCAUUUACACCACACGGCCGGGUGGAAAACAGAAGGUGGUGUCAAUAUCAAAUCAGGAAACAAAUCUACUCAUUGAAGAUUAUGACCCGUCAAAAGAUUACAACUUCAAGAUCUUCGCAGUGAAAGCCGGGAAGGAGAGCAAACCUCUGCAGGGGAAACAUGAAGCUCAGCGAUCAACCGUCGAAACGACCGAGUCCCAAACGAGACAAAGCGGUGACGUGACACGGGAAAACAAUGAGAUCUCAGAAGUUGAAGAGGGAUUCAUGUGCAAGACUCCAGCCAUAGCCGACAUUGUGAUUCUGGUGGAUGGUUCUUGGAGUAUCGGCCGCAUCAACUUCAGACUGGUUCGAACCUUCCUGGAAAACCUGGUCCGGGCCUUCUCUGUGGAGUUUGACAAGACAAGGAUAGGUCUGGCUCAGUACAGUGGAGACCCCAGGAUCGAGUGGCAUCUAAAGACUCACACCACCAAAGAAGCUGUGAUAGAUGCGGUGAAAAACCUGCCGUACAAAGGAGGAAACACACUAACAGGUCUGGCUCUGACUUUUAUCCAGGAGAACAGUUUCAAAGCAGAGUCAGGCUCCAGGCCCGGUGUCCCAAAAAUAGGAAUCCUCAUCACUGAUGGGAAGUCUCAGGAUGAUGUGAUUCCUCCUGCGCAAAGUCUGAAGAGUGCUGGGAUAGAACUGUUUGCCAUUGGUGUUAAAAACGCUGAUGAGAACGAGCUGAAGUCCAUCGCCUCGCCUCCUGAGGAAACUCACGUGUACAACGUGGCAGACUUCAGUGUGAUGAGCGACAUCGUGGAAGGCCUCACUAAGACCAUCUGUGACCGUGUGGAUCAACUCGACAAACAGAUUAAAGGGGGAGGAGAACCUGCACCUCCUCCCACCUCCUCCUCUCCUCCUCGUAACCUUGUGACGUCGGACAUUACGGCUCGAAGUUUCCGUGUGACAUGGACUCACCCAGAGGGCCAGGUGGAGAAAUACCGAGUUGUCUACUACCCUGCCAGUGGAGGCCAACCAGAAGAAAAAGUGGUCCAAGGGACGGUGAACAGUGUGGAGCUGAACUACCUAAACUCUCUGACCGAGUACCAGGUGGCUGUGUUUGCCAUCUACCGCAAUUUAGCCAGUGAGGCCCUGAGAGGAAGUGCCACUACAUUGGCCCUGCCCAUGGUGAACGACCUGGAGUUGUUUGAUAUCACUCACAGCUCCAUGAGGGUCCGCUGGAAGGCUGCUGCCGGGGCGUCUGGGUACAUGAUCCUGUACGCCCCGCUGACUGAGGAGGAAUCUGGAGAUGAGAAGGAGGUGAAAGUGGCGGACUCCGUGAACGAAGUGGAGCUGGAGGGACUGACUCCAGCUACCGAGUACACGGUAACAGUUUACGCCCUGUAUGGAGAGGAGGCCAGUGACCCCGUGACCAGCCAGCAGACCACAUAUGGUUCUGUCACCGUUUCUCCAGAUGUUAGUGUCCUCGGUGUAGCUAUGGGGCGACUCAACUCUGCAGCCAUCUGUCUGCAGACAGAUAGGACCGUACCUGCCGGUCAGAACAGCCUGGCUCUGCAGCCUCUCCUGUCAGAUACAGAGUACAAAGUCUCCAUCACUCCUGUUUACGCCGAGGGAGACGGAGCUGUCACUUCGCAAAAGGGACGGACACUUCCUCUUUCAGCUCCAAAGAACCUGCGAGUCUCGGAGGAAUGGUACAACCGUUUCCGGAUCAGCUGGGACCUUCCACCUUCACCCACCAUGGGCUACAGGGUCGUCUACCAGCCGCUUUCUGCCCCCGGAGCGGCUCUGGAGACCUUUGUGGGCGAAGACGUGAGCACCAUGCUGAUUUUAAACCUGCUCAGUGGGACAGAUUACAGUGUCAAGGUCAUCGCCUCCUACACCACUGGAUCCAGUGAGGCUCUGUCAGGAAGGGCCAAGACCUUGUACCUCGGGGUGACUAACCUGAGUACUUAUCAAGUGAGGAUGUCCAGUUUGUGCACCCAGUGGCAGCCUCACCGGCACGCCAGUACAUAUAGAGCAGUUAUCCAGUCUGCGGUUGGAAGUCAGAAGCAGGAGACGAGGCUGGGCGGAGGAGCCAACAGACACUGCUUUAACAACCUGAAGCCCAACACGGAGUAUAAGAUCAGUCUGUACGCUCAGCUACAGGACGGGACUGAAGGUCCUGCAGUCACUGCAUCGGUGAAAACACAACCGGCCCCCACACCGGCACCAGUCAAACCCCCCACCACCACGCCGCUACCCACAAUCCCCGCCGCCAAGGAAGUUUGUAAGGCAGCCAAAGCAGACCUGGUCUUCCUGGUUGAUGGUUCCUGGAGUAUCGGUGAUGAAAACUUCCUGAAGAUCAUCCGUUUCCUGUACAGCACCGUCGGAGCGCUGGACCGAAUCGGCCCGGAUGGCACUCAGGUGGCCAUAGCCCAGUUCAGUGACGACGCCCGGACGGAGUUCAAGCUGAACUCAUACAGCAACAAGGAGCGCCUGCUGGAAGCCAUCAACAAGAUCUCCUACAAGGGAGGAAACACGAAGACAGGUCGAGCCAUUCAGCACGUGAAGGAAAACAUCUUCACAGCCGAGGGGGGUGUCAGGAGGGGGAUCCCCAACGUCCUCGUGGUUCUUACCGACGGUCGCUCCCAAGACGACGUGAAUAAAGUUUCCAAAGAGCUGCAGAUGGAAGGUUACAUCGUGUUUGCCAUCGGUUUUGCCGACGCCGACUACGGCGAGCUGGUGAGCAUCGCCAGCAAACCCAGCGACAGACACGUCUUCUUCGUGGACGACCUGGACGCCUUCCAGAGGAUCGAAGAGAAGCUGGUGACCUUCGUGUGUGAGGCUGCGACCGCCACUUGUCCAUCACUGCGGAUGGGUGGAAGCACAACUCCAGGUUUCCAAAUGAUGGAGCUGUUUGGGCUCGUUGAGGACCAGUACAACAGCGUCUCCGGUGUUUCCAUGGUGCCUGGCACUUUUAAUACGUUCCCCUGCUUCCACCUGCACAGCAAUGCUCUGCUGGCUCAGCCGACCAGGUUCCUUCAUCCUGAGGGGCUUCCCUCGGAUUACACCAUCACGCUGCUGUUCAGGCUGCUGCCUGACACUCCAGAGGAGCCCUUUGCACUCUGGGAGAUUCUCAACAAGGACAACGACCCGCUGACCGGAGUCAUCCUGGACAAUGGAGGAAAAACUCUGACGUUCUUCAACAAUGAUUAUAAAGGAGUCUUCCAGACCGUCACCUUUGAAGGGCCAGAAAUCAAAAAGCUCUUCUUCGGCAGCUUCCAUAAGCUUCACGUUGCAAUCAGCAAAACAAAUGCCAAAGUGUUCAUCGACUGCAAAAUGGUGGCGGAGAAAAAUAUCAACGCAGCAGGAAACAUCUCCACCAAUGGAAUGGAAGUUCUGGGCCGGAUGGUUCGCUCCAGAGCAAACAAGGACAACUCGGCUCCGUUCCAGCUUCAGAACUUCGACAUUAUCUGCAGCACAUCUUGGGCCACCAGAGACAAGUGCUGUGAACUUCCUGGUCUGAGGAAGGAGGUCGACUGCCCGGCCUUGCCCAAAGCCUGCACCUGCACACAGGAGAGCAAAGGGCCCCCCGGCCCCCCUGGAGUACCAGGAGGCCCUGGAAUCAGAGGAACCCGAGGUGACCGUGGAGAGCCAGGCCCGGUGGGGCCAGCCGGUCCUGUUGGAGACACAGGGGUACCUGGACCUCAAGGACCACCUGGCCCACAAGGACCAAGUGGACGCUCCAUCAUUGGAUCCCCAGGUUCUAUAGGGGAGAGGGGGCAGAAAGGUGAUCCGGGCCAGCAAGGAUCGCAGGGAGUUGCUGGAAGGCCUGGAGUUCAAGGGAGAGAAGGACCUUCAGGACAACGAGGACUUCCUGGCAAAGACGGCCCUGCGGGUCGACAGGGCCCCCCAGGAACUAUGGGGACUCCAGGGGCUCCAGGUUCUCCAGGAAGUCCAGGUUCUCCAGGAAAACAGGGGCAGCUGGGACCACCGGGUCUUCCUGGAGGCAAAGGGGAGAAAGGUGAACGGGGUGACCUCCAGUCGACAGCGUCAGUUCAGGACAUCGCCAGAGAAGUUUGUGAGCAGCUCAUCCAAAGUCACAUGUCCCGCUACAACACCAUCCUGAAUCACGCCCCCAGUCCACCGGUAACCAUCCGAACAGUACCCGGACCUCCAGGAGAACCUGGUCGACAAGGAGCCGCAGGACCACAGGGAGAACAGGGACCUCCCGGAAGACCGGGCUUUCCAGGACAAAACGGACAAAAUGGAAACCCAGGAGAAAGAGGUCAACCAGGAGAAAAGGGUGAGAAAGGAUCUUCAGGACUUGGUAUCCAAGGCCCCAGAGGACCAUCAGGACCUCCUGGUCCCCAGGGACAGGGCAGACCUGGAAGUCAGGGUCCUUCAGGGCGACCUGGAAAUCCUGGAGCUCCUGGUCGGCCUGGAGUUCCUGGACCAGUUGGUCCUCCAGGCCCCCCAGGAUACUGCGACCAGAACUCUUGUUUGGGCUACAACGUUGGAGAAGGUGAAGACGACGCUCACCUGGGCCCUAUGUCCUCAGUCCAACUUCCACCCAGCGUCUUCCAAAACUACGGCGAGGCCGAGGAGGCCGACCCGUACCAGUACUACCAACCCAACUACCCCGCCCCGCAGCCCGUGUCGCCCGAUGACCCCGCGCUCGACGACGUCGAAUUAAGGUCUCCCGGAGUGUACCGCAGCGCACGGAGCGUCAAGGACGAAGGAGAGAGGAUCGAGUCAAAGAGGAGAAUAAAGAGAGGAGCGAAGAAGCUGCCUGAACUAAGUGAAUGAAGCAGCUCGGCGUGUCUGAUCGAGGGCUGGGAGCCAUCAUGAACUAAUCAACAAGUGCCUGAUGUAGAGGAUUUCUUACGGACGUUGUAGAUGCAGCAGGACAGAAUGAGGUCGGGAUAAUUUAACUCAUCUAUGCUAAAGAAUUCACUUCAAGGAAACCGUUUUUAAAGUUGUAUUCAUCGUCA